AAUUUUAGACAUGGCCGGGCCGGGCUGGACCAGCCAUAAAUUUAAACGCGGACGGGCACCAGGGCAGAACUUCCGGUGGGCUCGCAGCCCUCGGGACACGUGGGCACGGAUAUUUUCACCUCAAUCGGAUAUAUGCACGCUGCCUCUUCUCCUUGCCUUGGGUGAGAACCAAAGCGAACGAGAAGAAAAGAAGGGAGAGAGAGGAGAAGACCGCGACCCCGUCCAUCGACCUCCAAGAAUCAUGGCCACGACCGCCAUGGCUUAUGCAAGAAUCGGGGUUCUGGUCCGGGCCUCGUGGGACACCAAUCCCAGCCCCAAGCCCCUCCACAUCCCCAAACCCCCCAAGCCCGCUCGCCUCCCUACACCUCCGACCAUGACGGCGCCGCCUGCGACGGCGAGGACUGCUGUCCUCGAAAGGGACGAGAAGCUGCCCUCUUCCCCCCUCCUCAUCUCCCGCCGCGACCGCCCCCAGAUAGAUAAAUCGGAUGAACAAUAUCUGGGUUACGAGAGAUGGUGGUUGCCGGUUGCGCCUAAAGUGAACAAACCCCGAUCCAUAUAUAAUGCUGCUUCUUUGGCAUACUUGGGAGAUUGCAUCUAUGAG
Molecule: messenger RNA, 601 nt
Organism: Elaeis guineensis (African oil palm)
Lineage: Eukaryota; Viridiplantae; Streptophyta; Magnoliopsida; Arecales; Arecaceae
Source: RefSeq, a predicted model, not a curated record